UCUCACAAUGUGAGGAUGCUAUUGCAUCUAAAUUAUUCGGCGAUUUUUCAGAUGGAAAAGGGAUUAAUAGUUUUGCUUCUUUUUUAUGGGAAAUAUCAAUCUCUAAGCCUAGUACAUCUACUAAACCCCUGCCUAUAAGAUUACAAUUGCUGGAGAUAUCUAGUAUAGUUUUAACUG
Acaulospora colombiana is the source of this 177-nucleotide messenger RNA. Lineage: Eukaryota; Fungi; Glomeromycota; Glomeromycetes; Diversisporales; Acaulosporaceae. The record is from the annotation of a GenBank genome assembly.